AUGAAAGAUCCACCAGAUCCAGGAAAAGACGACAGGAUCAUAGAUAGGAGAGAAUUCAGGGCUCCUCCACCACCUCCUCCCCCUCCGAGACGUGAAGAUCAUGGUAGAUAUCCGAUUGACCGCAGAAGAGACGAUUCUAGAGAUGAUUAUUACUCAUCCAGAAGAGAUAGAGACAGAGACUUCUAUUCAAGUCGAGACAGAAGGGAUCAUGGACGAGGUUACAGUAGGUAUGAUGACCGAGAUUAUCGUAGAAGUGAAAGAGAUUUUGGCGCAUACGACCGUCAUUCAGAAUCAUAUGAUUUACGUGAUUCACGAAGCUUUAGAGAGAGAACUCCUAUUGUUAUUAUCAAUAAUACAUCGACAAGUACUUCAUCAGACAAUUUAACUGCUCCAACUCCUCCUUCUACAACAGUUCAGAUCAUAGACAACAGAACAUCAUCUAGCAAACCAGUUAUAAUCGAACGUCGUGGCCAUUUCUUCCAUGACGAACGCGAAGGAUUACGUUUUCCGAGGGAUGAAUACGACACAAGCUCAGAUCAUACGCCAAAUCCACCUCAUCGUAGUUACUCGCCAAGGGUCAUACCAGAUGACUUAAUCGCUCCUGUCCCUGCAAAGAAACAAGAACUAAAUAUGAAAAUCUCAAGGGCACCACCAUAUUCUACAUUCCUCCUCAUUACCACCAAAGGAUUCCUCCUCGGAAUUUUCCUUGAUCACUUUCUUUCAGAAAGUGGAACAAUCGAAAGAAUAAGCAGAUUAAGUUACACGGCUUUGUUUGUCCAAUUUAAGACACAUACGAUCACUUGCCAUGCCUGGGGAAGAAUGAUCAGGAACAAAAAGUUCAAUGUUCGCGUUAGACACUACGAAUGCCAAAUUGCGCCUGAACAAUACGUGAACAGCUUGAUCGCGACAAGAAUCAAAGACGCAGAAACAUUUUUCGAUCCUCCAAAGAUCCUUGUUCUCCACAAUUUCGAUAAAGAUAGCGAAGCUGCCAAUUUCUUCCAGCCAUUCACCGAUUUGGGGCUUACGAAAUGGACCAAAGAAGGUGCUAAUUACAUUACUUAUCAUACAACGCUUGCUUCUUUCAAAGAUUUCUAUUCCGCGUUCAAUGAAGGCAACGCAGGCCUUCCUAACACAUAUGUCACCGAGAUUUUCAAUACAGUCAAGCUCAAACAAGAGGUUUUCAACAUCAUUCGUAAGAAACUCAUCGUUGAAUGCAUGCAAGACUGCAAUCAGAUGCUAAUCGACGACGUUUACAUACACACGCUUAACCGUGUUCGUUUUUACAAUGAGAAGAUUGCUCCUAACCUUAGCAAUAUCGUUAAGAGACCUUCGAAAACAGGAAAACUUCUUAAUUUCGUUAUGUCGAGGACACCGAUCAACUUUAGGUUAAGUCCAGCCACUACAAUACUUGAUAUCCUUAGCAAAGUCAAGAAAGUUACUAAGGAAAGAAAGGCUAUUACGAUGAAAAAGAAUCCUGUCAAGUUCCAAGAGAAAAUCAAGGAGAAAAUGACAGAAAAACUCAAGACAAUCGAGUCAAUAAAGCAGCCGGACCUCUCUGGACCUUGCAGCAGAUUAUCUGCCAUCCGACCAAUUAAAGAAAGUCGAAAGCGCGAAUAUUUGAGAGCAUACGCUAGAGCCAGACUUCAACCGCUGGUCGUUGCCCGCGAUAGUGGCCUGAAAAUCAGACAAACGCAAUUCCCAGCUCCGAAACUCAUGAUGCAGAGAAGAGGAGCGGCCAAUAACCAGAUGAGAAGAGGUAUCAACGGAAAGAGGGUCUAUUUCGAGAAAUCUACGAUCCAAGGCUACGGAUUAUUCGCAUUAGAGCCAAUCUCCUCGGAUUCUUUGAUUUGCGAGUACAAUGGCGAAUUAAUCAGGUCAAGGAUCGCUGAUUUAAGAGAAAAGCAGUACGAACAGCUCGGAUUUCCGCAUAUGUUCUUAUUCAGAAUCGACAAUGAUACCGUUGUCGAUGCCACAAUGAGAGGUGGCAAGAGCAGAUUCCUCAACCACAGUUGCCAUCCAAAUUGCAGAUCAAAGAUUAUUAAUGUCGGAAAAACUCAGACAAUCUCCUUCUACGCCAUCAGAAACAUCAAGCCACACGAUGAAAUCACCUUCAACUACCAAAUGGAGUUCGAAGAUCGCUCUAAAAGAGAAAGAUGUUAUUGCGGCGCAAAACAAUGCCUUGGAUACCUCAACUACUGCGCGGAUCCUGAGAUCAGGAGGCAGAGAGAACACCAGGCAUACUUGGAAUGGCUUGAGGCUCAGGAAGACAUGAAGAAUCCAGAUUUGUAA
Messenger RNA from Trichomonas vaginalis G3, 2289 nucleotides. RefSeq names its product histone-lysine N-methyltransferase protein. Gene Ontology annotation, molecular function: protein binding; histone H3K4 methyltransferase activity. Lineage: Eukaryota; Parabasalia; Trichomonadida; Trichomonadidae. Gene Ontology annotation, cellular component: Set1C/COMPASS complex. Bases 1 to 2289 code for a protein of 762 amino acids. The record is from RefSeq and is a predicted model, not a curated record. The transcript has a single exon.